AUGGGCCUCUGCUUCAGCAAGAAGAAGCCACCGGCCAAGCCCGGAAAGAUCGCCGUAGUGGUGUCCGACGACAAGACCAAGAAGCCGGCGCCGCAGCAGCAGCAGCCCAAGAGGGCGGCGGCGGCGGCGGGGGAGGCCGCGGCGACGGCGAACAAGGCGGCGGUGUUCGUCGGGAGGCCGGGGUCGUCGGCCAAGGACGCCGCCGCGGCGCCCGGGGAGGAUCCGAAGAAGAAGCGGUCGUCGGGGUCGCAAGAGCCGGCGGCGCCGAAGCAGCUGCCGGUGGUGCUGGUGCCCUCGGCGCCGGUGCGCACCUCCAGCUGCACCAAGGAGGAGGUGGACGCGAUCCUGAUCCAGUGCGGCCGGCUCAGCAGGAGCUCGUCCGGGGCCGGAAGGGCGGCGUCAUCCGGCGAGGCGGGAGACGGCGGCGGCGGACACCGCAGGAGGCGCUCGGGGUCCAAGCGCAGCUACGACUUCGACCAGGAGGCCAGGGACGAGGAGUGCGACUGGGACAGACAGGGCGCGGCGGCCGUGUCCAGGCCGUCGCCGCACCGGGGCUCGCCGCAGCGGAAGCGGUCGGGCAGCCGGGAGAGGAGCGGCGGCGGGAGCGGGAGCCGGAGGGCCAGCCGGUCGCCCGGGAGACGCGCGGAUGGCGCUGCGGCCUCUGUGGCCACGGCGGGCUCCGGCUGCGGAGACCGCGCGAGGCAGCAGCCCGGGAAGAUGGUGUCCGUGCCCGCGAGGGAGAAGGGGCACGCGCCGUCGCCCGCGGCCGCGUCGGGGAAGAGGUGCGCGUCUCCGAGGUCGAGCUCUCCGGCGAGGAUGGCGGCGGGGAAUGAGAAUGCUGGGGGUGGACCGGCGGCGGGGCCGACGCCGGUGCUCAGCCGGAGCUCGUCCAGGAAGAACGAGCAGUCUCCGUACAGGCGCAACCCCAUGGCCGAGCUCGACGAGAACUCUCUCCGUAACAACAGCAACCACAGUGCCAAGCCGCAGAAGAAAUCCACUGAGACUGCCGUCGCCGCGACGCCCAAGAAGGCUACGGGGCGUGGAAAGGAGCCGACGGCGGUGCCAAGCAGCUGCUCCGGGAAGGAAAAGCCGGAGAUCACAGAGGACGCCGCCGUUGCUGUUGCGGCGUCUGAGACGAGAGCGCACUCGUCGAAGACGAACGCGACGUGCACGGUGAGCAUCGUGGCCGAGAGCCUGACGAUCCAAAGGCCCGGUGCGCAGCCAGGGUGCCGAUCGCGGCGCGCGUCGCGAGACUUUGACCAAAACCCCGGCUCGUACACCACCCAGCUGCUCGAGGACAUCCACAACUACCACCAGCAAUCCACCUCCGCAGCUCCCUCCGCGGCCACGCCGGUGACGCCGUCCUUCUCGCUGCCGGCGUGCGUCGCCAAGGCCUGCUCCAUCGUCGAGGCCGUGGCUGACCUCAACUCCUCGUCGUCCGAAAACCGCACCUACGAAUACGAGCCUGGCCACUCCGCCGACGACAAAGGCUCCGUCAACGCGCCGGUCGGCAGCGACGACUUCGUCGAGCCGAGCGCCGCGCGCAAGCACCUGCUGCCGGUGCGGGACGUCCGCGCGGAAACCGAGCCUCAGGAGUCGGCUGGGAGCAACAGCGUCUCCGGCCACCCGUGGACGCCCUCCUGGGAGCCCACCUCGGUCGAGUCCUCGGAUCGGACGUGGAGCACCGGCGACGAGGUUGUCGAGCAGUCCGGCAGUCACGGCGGCCGCUGCAUCCCGAUGAACAGGCCCCGACAGAGCAAGCAGAGGCAGUGCCAGCUCGAGCCCAGUUGCCGGUCACGCGCCGGCUCUGGAAAAGGUAACGGCCAGUACCGUGGACGCAGCGCUCAUCGUGGCAGCGGCAGCGUGGCGAGCGGCCGGUCUGGUGUUCGAGUCGUCUCGGCGAAUUCGUAG
Molecule: messenger RNA, 1911 nt
Organism: Miscanthus lutarioriparius
Lineage: Eukaryota; Viridiplantae; Streptophyta; Magnoliopsida; Poales; Poaceae
Source: the annotation of a GenBank genome assembly